Babjeviella inositovora NRRL Y-12698 is the source of this 1561-nucleotide messenger RNA. RefSeq lists its product as uncharacterized. Lineage: Eukaryota; Fungi; Ascomycota; Pichiomycetes; Serinales. The record is from RefSeq and is a predicted model, not a curated record. Gene Ontology annotation, biological process: cytoplasmic stress granule assembly; nuclear-transcribed mRNA catabolic process, nonsense-mediated decay; regulation of mRNA stability. Gene Ontology annotation, cellular component: cytoplasmic stress granule. Gene Ontology annotation, molecular function: mRNA binding. The coding region runs from base 322 to 1416 and encodes 364 amino acids. The transcript has a single exon.
GCGGCUUGUACUUUCUUUUCAUCAUUGUUUCGGCCCUCGUCCUUGUUUCGACACCUGCGCCAAAUCCGGCAAUCCACAACCUUCCGCAUUCGUCCAUUCCUCGAAAAACUUUCCCUGCUGCGUGUUAUAAACAAACCUCGGCCCACCUCCACACCUCACUUCUCGCCCUCCCCAGUCACCCUCCGCAAUUGAUUCGUAUUAUCGCCAAAAGCCGACCCUAGCUCCUGCGUCGCUUUCCUUUUGUUUUUAAUACCGGUUUUUUUCCUUUUUCUCUAGUGUUUGGCCCGCCAACACCUUACUUUUUUCCUUUUGUUUCCGGUCAUGUCCCAAGAACCAGCGCCAGAAGCCGCCCCAGUCGCGGCCCCAGCCGUCGUCGCUCCAGCCUCAGAAGAGCCAGCUACCGAACAGCCGGAAGUCAGCCCAGCCAACGCCAUCGAGGGCGGGCGUGAGGUCUCCAACAAGAUCCUCUACGUCGGCGGUUUGCACAAGUCGGUCACCGAAGAUAUGUUGAGAGACCUUUUCUCCGUCGCGGGCGCCGUCCAGAGCAUCAAGAUCCUCUUUGACAAGAACCGCCCCGGCUUCAACUACGCGUUCAUCGAGUAUGACAACACCCAGGCGGCCGAGAUGGCGUUCCAGACAUUGAACGGACGUGUUAUCAACAACUCCGAAAUCAAGAUCAACUGGGCGUUCCAGUCGCAGCAGGUUAAGAGCAGCGAGGCGUUUAACCUUUUUGUGGGUGACUUGUCACCGGAGGUGGAUGACGACUUAUUAAACAAAACGUUCUCCAAGUUUGGCAAUUUGAUCCAGGCGCACGUGAUGUGGGAUAUGCAGACCGGCCGCUCACGCGGCUACGGAUUUGUCUCCUUCUCCGAGUCUGGUGACGCCGAAGCGGCGUUGCAGACGAUGCAAGGCGAAUGGAUCUCCGGGCGCGCCAUCAGAUUGAACUGGGCGUCACACAAGCAGAACAACCGCGACUUCCGCGCGCACCACGCGCACCACGCGGUACCGCACGGUGCGGCACCAGCGCAGGGCUCGCCGCUCCAGGGCGGGGCGCCGCUCACCGCGCCAAUGGGCGUGCCGGUCAUGUCGCCGCAGUCGUACGACUUGGUUUUGAGACAGACGCCGUCAUGGCAGACCACUGUGUACUUGGGUAACCUUGCGCACUUCACCACCCAAAACGAGUUGAUCCCGUUGUUGCAGAAUUUCGGCUUCAUCGUCGACUUCAAGUUCCACCCGGAGCGCGGCUGCGCCUUCGUCAAGUACGAUUCCCACGAGCGCGCCGCCUUGGCUAUCGUCCAAUUGGCUGGCUUCAACGUGAACGGUAGACCCUUGAAGUGCGGCUGGGGCAAGGACAGACCACCUAACAUGCAGUACAACAACUACCGUGCUCCAUACGCUGCCCAGGGCCGCAUGUAGCUUUUUAUCCAAAAUUGUUUCUGAUCUGUGUUGUAGAGAAUUUCCUGAGGACUCCAGCGUAUUUGUUUCAUAUGGGAAUGGGUAAAAUUGGAGUUUGAACGGAGUUUUUUUCUGUUAUAUGUUUAAUAGAUGUGUGGUAUGAAUA